This is a messenger RNA of Etheostoma spectabile (orangethroat darter), 2118 nucleotides long. It is a transcript of the gene spag8, whose product is annotated as sperm associated antigen 8. Lineage: Eukaryota; Metazoa; Chordata; Actinopteri; Perciformes; Percidae. Gene Ontology annotation, molecular function: microtubule binding. Gene Ontology annotation, biological process: positive regulation of transcription by RNA polymerase II. Bases 109 to 669 code for a protein of 186 amino acids. The record is from RefSeq and is a predicted model, not a curated record. The transcript has 6 exons. Gene Ontology annotation, cellular component: nucleus; cytoplasm.
UCGUUGUCAUGGCGACACUUCCGUCAACUGAACAAGCUUAGUAGGAUUCGUUGUUAUUUCAGAGAAAGAGAAAGUGUAUGCUGUUCACGGACUAGCUACAACACCACAAUGACCGAACAGGCAACCACUGUAGACAACACCGUCGGGAAAUGUAUGCUGCACAACUGGGUAGAAGAGAGGGCAGUUGCUGCUCUCAACAAUCAGGAGACGAGGACACAAAUCCAGAAACAUGGACACAUAGGGAUUCUCACAAUGGACCAGGAGUCUAAAAUGGAGACUGUUAGCACACUGAAAGCAACGUACAUCCCUCCUAAAAGUCCAGGGGUGAGGCUGCGGGGCAUCAGAGGAGAGCUUUUGGAAAAACAUAUCGCCCAGAUGAUAAGAGAGAAGGUUCACGCUGAGCUGAAACCACCAAGUCCCAAAACCGACUUCUGCUCCACAACCCAGAAAGAUUUCUGUGUGGAGGGAUUUGUGCAUCUUACCCCUCAAACAACACAAGUACACGAUUAUAAAAAUGACCAGGCGGUCACAUUUUGGAGUGAAAAUUGCCAGCAAAUACAGGGUGUGACUGCCAUAAAGACCCUGAAAGCACCUUUCAGGAAGUCGGCCCAGUUCAGCACUCCCAUCAGUGAGCGGCUGGAUGAAAUCGAGCUUCCACCUGAUAACUGAGACUGUAUGCCAGAGUAUCACAUUACAUUACUUCAUUACCAGUUAAUAUUAAAGUGCUAACCCACUUUAAGGCUAAUUGAUAUUCUCAAGACAGUGACACCUUUUUCUAUUGAGGAGAACAGUGAAGUCAAUGGAAGUAUCUACUCUACAUAUCAGAUGAUUGAUAAAACAUCUGAUGAAUAUAGUUACAGUAUUUCUGCCUGAAAAAACACAUCUAUCGUACCUGCUCAUCUGAUGUCCUGUUGAAGUAACACAGACACCAGUAGCUGACACCUUGGGCCCUCUCUUGCACCCGACGCAGUGCAGCAGUUGUCAAUUUCCCGUCCAGCACCCACGUUGAUUAAAUAACAAAUGCACCUGCUCCCAUCUUUGUGCCCAUGGGCAUGCUGGUCUUAAAGGGAGGUGUGUUCAGGUGCAUUCUUGGCGUAUUGCUAUCACGAGGCAGCAAAAAGUGAUCCAACAUUGACCAACAAAAUCCUGGUCUGAAGUCAGUAACGCAGCAUUUCAUUGUUAUUUUAACAGCACAAUUAGUAAAAUGUGCCUAGGCUUAUGCACAGCACACUAUGCUUGAUGCUUGACACACACACACACACACUUCAAAAAUUGUAUUAUGAUAUGAUCUGCUCACGCGCUUUCACUUUACACACAAGGAGAUAAGUUUCUUCUCCUGAAUUUCUCUUCUUCCUGCUUACCAAAUCCGCCAUCAUAAUAGCAACGUUCCAGGGUACAAAUGUGCCUGGCUUUUAAAGGGAAUGCGAUAUGACACUCUGAUUGGUUUAUUGCAUGUUACGCCCAAAACACACCUAUGAAUUAAUGAAGACACUAAGUACAACCUUUUUGAACCAUGCGCUUGGAGCACGGACCCUUUUUCGCCAUCACCCUGCGCUUCACGCUUAGCUACAUUGCAGUUACAAUUGCUCUACCUUUUGCCGUCCUUGGACAUACUCAGCUCUUAUUUGUUGUCCACAUGUUAUGCUGUUAAAGUUUUACUCUGUAGUGUUGGCACAUUUAAUUAAACAAACUUACAAUUUUCAAAACUACAAUCCCACAAGAACAAUCCUCCCACCAUUUGAUACAUUGACACAACACCACUCUAUGUGACCUGCAAAAGGUGAUUACUCAAUCAAAACAAUUAACUUGUUUCAAAUGUAAAUAAAUCCAUCAAUGAAUACAUUAAUGCCACCAAAACAAAAUGUUCCUGUAUCAUUGCUUAGACCAAGACAGUCAAAAGACAAAGACAUCUUGCCAAAUGACAGUGUACUCUAAAAGGGUGAUAGUGACCCUCUGUAAUAGUGUCCAGUUGCUAACAUUGUAUAUUUAGGCAGCUGAAUAGUAUUUAUGUCAUAUACUUUCUUAUUGUAUGUGUGCAACCACAAAUGCACAAAAGAAGCUUGUACGGAGAAAAGAAAGAUAUACACCAACAAAAUGAUCAGGAACUGUUGUACAAGA